Messenger RNA from Branchiostoma belcheri (Belcher's lancelet), 5385 nucleotides. RefSeq names its product mucin-like protein. Gene Ontology annotation, molecular function: calcium ion binding. The coding region runs from base 1 to 5385 and encodes 1794 amino acids. The record is from RefSeq and is a predicted model, not a curated record. Gene Ontology annotation, biological process: cell-matrix adhesion. Lineage: Eukaryota; Metazoa; Chordata; Leptocardii; Amphioxiformes; Branchiostomatidae. The transcript has 35 exons.
AUGGCCAUGAAUGUUGACCUUGAGGAGAAGGUCCUGGACAGCCGGCCUGUGUUCAGCCUCCUGCUGUACCUGUCGGAGGAUGACCAGCUGGACAGCACGGACUACGAGCUGCCCUACAACAGUGAUCAGCAGCUGUUCCUGCUGAACCAUGACUCUGUGUACCAGUCACAGCUGAUGGACUUCAGCACUGAAGAGAACUCUCUUAUAAUCCCCCGGGGUGUGAGCCCGAGGUUCUGUGGUUCUGCUUACGUCAUCGCUGUGGUGGAUGUGGAGAACAGCAUCCCUGAACUGGUGGAAGACAACAACGUCAGGGCUGCACCCAUCACCCUGGUCUGCAGCGGGGACCUGUUUGCUGUUUCGGAGUUGGAGAUGUUGCCGAUGUCCACCCUGUUCCAGAACAUCCCCACACCAGUGGUCAUCACCAACCUUCAGGUGUAUAAUGUCCAUGGACUGGACAUCAGGGGCGCCUCCAGAACUCAACACUUUGACAUACAGCUGUAUGCCCACACGUCAGACGACCCGUUCCAGGGUUACCCCGUCCCAGUGGAGACCAGUCGACCCUGGGAGUUCACAGCCGGGGCCUCCAGUCUGAGCAGGACCUGGAGAGAUGCUGUCCAACUGUCCUUCUCAGCAACCAGCACCAUAGUCAUUACCCCUGAGCUGUGCCAGACUUCAGCAGCAAACAGACUUAUCGCCAUGGUGGUCACAGGAGACAACCCCUAUCUGAGAGGGAAACACGACCGAAUCCCUGGCAACAACUACAGGGUGUUUGAUCUCAAGAUGAACUGCAGUGAAGAACAAGUUGACCUGCUUGUGACAGACAAGCCCAGGAACUUCAUCCUCCACUAUGACAACAGUUUUGAGGCCGGAACCCUGCCAUUGGACAAGGACCAGGCCUUUACUGUACAUGUAACAGUCAAUGCCAGUGAUGGUAUAGCAGUUUCUCCUGAUGACCUGAGACUGUACAUGUACACAGACACACAGCCUCGUGUGGUGGUGCCGUAUUCCAACCUCCUUGUAACACCCAUGGCCACUCCAGGGACGUACAUGAUAGAGGGAAUGUUUCGAGCAACCCUGAAGGAUCACAUUAGCAUGUGUCUGGGCAGGGUCAAGACCCUUGAGGUCAUGCUGGAUCCUGAUGACAUCAUCAAGGAGACAGUGGAGAUAAACAACAUGGCCACCAUCUCUGACCUUCAGGUCACAGGUUGUGGAGAACACAUGGAUAUGAUGAUUACAAAGUUCAACAUUGGAGGCGACAACAGUAUACUGCAUGCUGAUGUCUUCAACCGGUAUGUCCUGGAUGUGGACAUGAUCGCAACUCCAGCUUUCCCCACCUUACAUGGCAGAUUCACUCAGGAGUUCUACAUGUCUAAGGAUGCAGUCAUCAGUCAUGACGACUAUCUGAUAGAGAGGAAGGCGUUCUCCGUCAAAAACAUCAAGUUUGGAAAGAGAAAGUCUGUCUCCAUGGGAGAGGCAGACUUCAUGGUGGAGCUGAACAAGGAGACCAUCCCGUACUGCUGGACAACACCCUACAUCUUCACUAACUACACCUUCCUGGAACCACUGGUGGACUCUGGUUUGGAGAACAACGUGAAGUACACAAAAGUCAGCUUCCACUGCGGAGAUCCACAGAUCAACGAGUGUCGGCACAAGAUGGACACCUGUGAUGAAACCCGGUCUGUCUGUGUGGACAGGAAGUACAAGUUCAGCUGCAACUGCACACAGGGGUACCAACAGAACAUGGAGACAGGAUUGUGUGAUGAUGUGGAUGAGUGUGAAGACUGGAGGCACUUCUCCCAGUGUAAUGAGACCCUGGAGCACACCUGUGUGAACACUCCCGGCUCGUACUACUGUGGCUGUGCUGUGGGGUACAUGGAGAGUGAGGGAGGCUGUGUCGACAUAGAUGAGUGUACAGCAGACAGCCAUGACUGUCAUGAGCAUGCUGACUGUAUCAACACUGCCGGGAGCUUCUACUGCACCUGCAAGGCCGGCUUUGUUGGGGACGGACUCACCUGUGACGACCCCAUCAGCUGCGCCAACCUCACCUGUCUGAACCAUGGGGAGUGUGAGGAGCUGACACCUGGGGCCAGGUGCAGCUGUCCGGGGUACUUUGGUGGAGACAGCUGUGAGAAAGUAAAUGGUGGCUGGAGCUUCUGGAGUGAGUGGAGCAGCUGUUCAGCUGAGUGCGGGCCCGGACAGCGUUUCCGCACGCGCGUGUGUGACCGCCCCAGCCCUGAGCAGGGAGGAGAAUACUGCCACGGCAUCGCAAACCACACCAUGACCUGCAAACUGAAGGACUGCAACCGGCAGUAUGAGGACUUCUGUUCCCCUGUGUCGAACCGUUGUGACCAGCGGAGCGGUGCGGGGGUGUGUAGUCGGGAGGGCGCACUGUAUCGCUGCUCCUGUAACCCCGGGUACCAGGAGGUCAGGGACAGGGACCGCAAGUUCCUCAGAUGUGACGAUGUGGAUGAGUGUUCCACCAUGCUGCAGCCCUGUCCAUCAGGCACCACAUGUGUCAACACCUGGGGCAGCUACAUCUGCAGGUGUGAUGCAGGCUACACCUUAGACACAACGUCCAACGUGUGUGUGGAUGUGGAUGAAUGUCAGACCCCCCAUGACUGUGAUGAGCAUGCGGACUGUGUGAACCUGGCUGGGUCCUACAGCUGCCAGUGUCAUGUGUGGUACUGGGACCUGGGACAGGGCAAGGCUGGAGACUGCCAGGAAAUGAGGCUGUUCCCAUACGGGAGCGUUGCAGGGGACGUCCAGGUGACAGCUGCUACUGGGUGGGAAUCAGAGCUGGUCUCCCCCGUCAUCAACAUCAACAAUGGACUGCCCCUGUUUGGAGGGAAAGUGUUCGACCAUGUUUAUGUGACAGAGAAUGGAGUGCUUGUCAUCACGACCUUGUCACCGGAGCUGGACCACAACCACAAGCAGACGUUCCGCCAGCCCCAGCCGCUCCAGACGUUUGACCCACAGGACGAGGCAGUGGCCGUCCUGGCUGCCUUCUGGGCUGACGUCAGGUCUAAGGACCUACCUGCCAGGCCCUUCCCUGAAGUGUGGUACCAUGCGUACAAUGACUCCGUUGCUGCUGAGAACAUUUUCCUCAUGGCCGAAGCAGCAGUGAAGGAGAACUCUGGAGCAGACUUCACCCCCAAGUAUGUCCUAGUGGUGACCUGGGACAACAUGGUGCCUUACUGGACAUCUAAUGGAGACCAGAGGAAUACGUUCCAAGCCGUGCUGAUGACCAGUGGUGUCCACUCCUAUGUGAUGUACCUGUACAAGGACGGAGGCAUGACAUGGCAUCCCGCAUUCUCCUCUCAGAAUCUGUGGGACAUGGGCGGCUUCCCUGCACAGAUGGGUUACGCCAUCCGUGAUGACAUGUGCUCCGCAGAACACCGCGACCUCUGCAAAGGACAAGACCACAACUCCGGCCGCUUCUCCAUCGUAAGCUCCGACCCGAACGUGUAUCGUGUCGACCAGAAACACGGAUCAGAGAGGGACAGGGUGCUUGGGAAGAAGGGCCGUUUCCUGUUCAGACUGGAUGACAAUGCAGACGGGUUUGAGAGCAACAGAGACAAGUGUGCAUCCUGGUAUCAUAAACAACCAGCCCCGAGUACCUAUGCCUCAGACAUUGUUGCGAGCUGCCCUCCCACAAAGCGCCAGGCCGCUGCUGACCAUCACGUGUGGACAGUGACUACUCACUGGAUGAGAACAAACGACUGGAUAUCUGUGUCUGGACAGCGCGGUCCAUGGAGAGACUGCUACACCAGACACUUUGAGAACAUGCAUGGUGCCAACAUUGAGUGCUGCUACGACCAGUCAGAGGCCCUGAUUACUGAACCUCAUCUGUGGAAGACUGCCGGCUUCUUCCACCGAUAUCCCAAGGACAGAGAUGACUACAUAGAGAAGGAUCUGAAGCCUCUGUACUGGUGUUGUGAGAUGUCUCCAAAGCAGUACUGUGACAUGUACAUGGAGAAACGACCCUUAGCUUCAUACAGGAAAUAUGUUCCCACAGCUACAGGAAAUCUGUUUGGUGACCCUCACUUGCGCACCCUGGAUGGGAAGGGCUACACGUUCGGGGGUUAUGGAGAGUACGUGGUGCUUCUGACGACGCCUGAUGCGCCUGAACAGUUCCUCUUGGAAAUCCGCACUCAGCUCACCGAGAACAAGAAAUCUACUAACAUCAUAGCCCUGGCUGCCCGUCAAGGUAACGAGUCUAACCCAGCAGUGGAGACUCACCUGCAGUACAGGAACAGCCCGCUAGGGGUGACGUGUUUGAUUGACGGGGAGGAGGUCAUUCCCAGGGACAUCGCCAGGGGCCGGAAACGGGCUUUCUUCGGUGGCUUCCUGACACUUUCUGGUACCCAGUAUGUGUAUGUCUUCUCCUCUGGGGUCUACAUCGCUGCAGAAGAAGCCAACAACAUGCUACACAUAUCUGUUGGCCUGCCUUCAACCAUGAAGGGCAAGGUUGAGGGUCUCCUUGGUAACUAUGAUGGUGACUGGAACAAUGACUUUAAGCUGUCAUCAGGUUACUACCUCACAACAUCCUCCUGGACCAGUCGUCUGGUGGAACUGGGAGACAGGGACCCCACCUGGGCUCAGACUCUCUACGAGUUCGGCCAGUCUUGGUCCCUGGAGUUGGUGGGCAGGAAGUAUGACUUUAACCUGUACGACCUGUCCCUGUUCUCAUCUUACCCCUCCCCCGAGGGUUCAGAACUCACCUACACCGCUGCCACGUACGGGGAUCCAACCUACCAGCCGGUCUUCAGAACUCAUUUUGAGUCAGCUCAAGAGGAGGCAGCAGCACUUGAAGCCUGCACAGACAUGAGUGGCAGAGUGGAUGAGUUCUGUAUGUACGACGUGUCAGUCACUGGCAACACAGAGAUCGGCAUGAAAACCAUGCAGACACUGCAGCAAAUCCUGGAGCAGGAGGCCUUCCUUGGUAAUCUGGUGCCGUCCUUCAUCGUACCUGAUGUUAUGGAGGUCACCGUGGGGUCAGACUACACCUUCCUACUGGUGGCUACUGAGAGGAAUGUGUCUGAGUCUGUGACCCUCCACCUUCAGGGUCCAGGCACCCUGAACAACAACUCUCUCUACCACCCUGAUACCAACACGUACCUGACAACCUACAGCUGGACUCCUAAUGACACCAGCGAGGUCACAGUUCAGUUCCAAGCAACUGACAGCCAGGGUUUCAUCACUGCUUACACCCCAUUGGUCAAGCUGUGUCGGUGCGAGAAUGGCGGCACGUGCAACUUCGAGGGCAGCGUCCAAACAGACGGGACAUUUGUCCGGUCUAUCUGUCACUGUACUGACCAGUACAAGGGUGACUACUGUGAGGAAGAGGAGGACCCAUGCUCCUACCACCCCUGCUUCCCAGGUUAG